Molecule: messenger RNA, 2980 nt
Organism: Vicugna pacos (alpaca)
Lineage: Eukaryota; Metazoa; Chordata; Mammalia; Artiodactyla; Camelidae
Gene: VPS26B
Product: VPS26 retromer complex component B
Biological process (GO): intracellular protein transport
Source: RefSeq, a predicted model, not a curated record
CUGCCCGGGAACCGCGCCGGCUCGGCGAACGCGGGCGUCGGCGCCGCGUCCAGCCCCCUGGCCUUCCCAGGCCCGGCCGGCCCGGCGAGGACAUGAGCUUCUUCGGCUUCGGGCAGAGCGUGGAGGUGGACAUCCUGCUGAACGAUGCGGACAGCAGGAAGCGGGCCGAGCACAAGACGGAGGACGGGAAGAAGGACAAGUACUUCCUCUUCUACGACGGGGAGACGGUGUCCGGCAAGGUGAGCCUGGCGCUCAAGAACCCCAACAAGCGGCUGGAGCACCAGGGCAUCAAGGUCGAGUUCAUCGGGCAGAUCGAACUCUACUAUGACCGCGGGAACCACCACGAGUUUGUGUCCCUGGUGAAAGACUUGGCCCGGCCCGGGGAGAUCACCCAGUCCCAGGCCUUCGACUUUGAGUUCACGCACGUGGAGAAGCCCUAUGAGUCCUACACCGGGCAGAACGUCAAGCUGAGGUAUUUCCUCCGAGCCACCAUCAGCCGGCGCCUCAACGAUGUGGUCAAGGAGACAGACAUCGUGGUUCACACCCUGAGCACGUACCCGGAGCUGAACUCCUCCAUCAAGAUGGAGGUGGGGAUCGAGGACUGUCUGCACAUCGAGUUCGAGUACAAUAAGUCCAAAUACCACCUGAAAGACGUCAUCGUGGGGAAGAUCUACUUCCUGCUGGUGAGGAUCAAGAUCAAGCACAUGGAGAUCGACAUCAUCAAGCGGGAGACGACCGGCACGGGCCCCAACGUGUACCACGAGAACGACACCAUCGCCAAGUACGAGAUCAUGGACGGCGCCCCCGUGCGAGGAGAGUCCAUCCCGAUCCGGCUCUUCCUGGCAGGCUACGAGCUCACCCCGACCAUGCGGGACAUCAACAAGAAGUUCUCAGUGCGCUAUUACCUCAACCUGGUGCUGAUCGAUGAGGAGGAACGGCGCUACUUCAAGCAGCAGGAGGUGGUGUUGUGGCGGAAGGGCGACAUUGUUCGGAAGAGCAUGUCCCACCAGGCAGCCAUCGCCUCACAGCGCUUCGAGGGCACGACCUCCCUGGGGGAGGUGCGGACCCCCGGCCAGCUGUCGGACGGCAACAGCAGACAGUAGGCCCAGGGCUGCGAGCUGCUGGGCUUCCACCGAGCGCUGGUCUGCCAGACGCUGGUGCCCAGGGCAGGCCAGUGUGAUGCUCAGCUGACCCGUUACUCGCAACCUGAAAACAAAUUGUGUUUUUGACGUAAAUUCUUUUUUCUGAAGAACCCAAGGGGCUGGGAUUGGGAAGUGGUCCCUCUGGGCUCCUGUGCCGACGUUAGACUAGGGAGGGUAGCAUCUGGGGAGAGAGCCACUUGCAGGCCUUCCGUGUGGGGCUGCCUGACACCUUCUUGGGGUGCGGAGGGCAAGCCCCGUGGCCCCUGGCUCUCUGAGCUUCCGGGGACAGGUCAGAGCCCGUCCCAGGACUCAGAGCUGCCAGCAGGGCCCGGGUGGUCACGUCGUUGACUCCCCUCCUGUCCCUGAGGUCAUGGCAGCGGCGGCAGGCCUGCCCUGUCCUGAGUGGCAGCAGGGAGACUCCAGACCAGGAAGCUGCCUCCUCGGGAGUCUCAGGUGUAGUGCUCUGAGGUUUCCCCAAGCCCCCCUUUCUGGGACCCAGCACCUCGCUCCUCCAUCUUCUGUAGACUCUUGUCAGUACUGUCCUGGACAGAGUCUGUGAAGGGCCUGUGGCUGAUUGUCUCUGGGCACAGGGACACCUGGGGCUGGUGUCGGGUGUGGAUGGCAGUAGGGUGGGACUCGGGUGGGGAAGUGAGGUGCUGUGCGUGGCGGAGGGCAGCCCUGAGCGGGGAGGUUUUCAGUGCUGCUUGAGGCCCCAGCCAGGUGCCUGUUUCCCUGGAGAAGGUCCCAGGAAGGGCCUGCCCCCUCUGCCUCCCGGGUGGGCCCGCAUCCCCUUGCUCUCCAUUUCGUGUCUGGGAACUGGGGCUGGGUUUCAGGCUCUUGCCCGCGCCUUCCCUACAGGCCAUGUGGGGGGGGCUCAGCAGACCUGCCACAGCGUCACAGUGACUCUGCCUGCCGGCUCCACCAGAUGACUGACCAGAGUUGGGGACCACUGAGGUUUUCUUUAAAGGCACAAACACAGAAACCCCCUGCAUGGACAUUCUGGCCGGGCUAGAGCAGGGGAAGGCCCCCUGCCGCACUGGGCCCAGGCCUGUUGUGUUAACGCGGACAUCCUUCCUGCCUCACUGAGACCAGGAACUGCUCUCCCUUCUAGAAAGACCAAACCGACCCCGGUGGCCUGCAAGUGCACUGUCUGGCGGUCUGAGGUCUGUCAUUUGGGAAGCACAGAGGUUGGUUCCUGUGUGUCCUCUCAGUUAGUGUGGGACAUGGGGACCCCUCUUUUCCUCAGAAAUCAGUGCAGUCACGGACCCUGACUGGGCAGGGCUGGUGGAUCAGACCUGACUGGAGGGAAUGCCUACGGGUGGCACCUGAGGGGGACUGGGGCAGCACAGCCCUGUAGGAAAGGAACAGGACCCCCCAGCAGCACACAAUCAGGGUCGGGCCCCAAGUGUGUGAAGAAGGCAGGGCUGUGUCCCCGCCGGGUCAGAGACUCAGCUCUCCCAUGCCCCCAUGCUGGCUGGUGUCCCAUGGAGCCUCUGCCUCCCAGCUGACAGCAGAGUCCCUCCCCAGCUCCCCCACAUCUCAGACCCGUCGUCUGUUGUCCUGAGGGAACAGAAGACCGGAUUUGCUCUGACUCUGGAGCUGUGCAGAGGCCAGGCCUUCUGCUCUCCCCGUGCCCCCAUUCUCUGCCCCUCUGUCCAUCCAGGGAGCAUGGGGAGAUCCCUGCCCCUCCUUCCAAGGUCCCCUUCCCUGGGGGAUUUUCACAAGUGUCUCGACGUGUCGUCUUUCCAGUGGCUGUGUUUUCAACCAAGAACUCUUGUUUCAGCUGUCUAAUUAAAGCAGGCCCUGGGCUCGGAGGCACGUGCCCUUGGUCCCCCAGG